AUGUUACACCACAUCACACGCCACCACAAGACCCCAAUUUACUUCACCAAUCCACAGCACCCUGCCCCGUCCACCCCCACGCCUAACUACCAGUCUCCACCACACCACAUCGCACCACACCACACAUCCUAUCCCGUCCCACACCGUUCCGCCACAACCACACCAACACCACCACCACAGCCCACAACACACCACACUACACCACACCAGUACAACCAGUAUCACACGACACCACACAACAUCACAUCACCACACCACACCACCACACACAAAGCCACACGUCCUACCCCUCACUACCCCUACACCACACCACACCACACCACCACAGGCUCUCAUUACAACACCUCCACGCCGAUUAUGGAUAUCCCUUGA
Messenger RNA from Scylla paramamosain (green mud crab), 372 nucleotides. RefSeq lists its product as uncharacterized. NCBI's taxonomy places the organism in Eukaryota, Metazoa, Arthropoda, Malacostraca, Decapoda, Portunidae. The coding region runs from base 1 to 372 and encodes 123 amino acids. The transcript has a single exon. The record is from RefSeq and is a predicted model, not a curated record.